This is a messenger RNA of Haemonchus placei, 1560 nucleotides long. The record is from the annotation of a GenBank genome assembly. Lineage: Eukaryota; Metazoa; Nematoda; Chromadorea; Rhabditida; Trichostrongylidae.
AUGGACUACGCCGAGCAGCCGACUCCAUCAAGCAACGCCGACUACGUCGGAUGCCACUCUACGUGCUAUUCUCAGUGCUCGAGCCGCAGCUCAGGAGAAGAUGCUACAAGCCGCAUGAAGGAGAUGCGAGGCAUGUUCUCGUCGAUGACGUCCACAUCGACGACUGCUCACGCCACAUCAGCUGAGUUCGUCACUAACUCACUGUCUGCACGACUGCCCGAAAUCACGCACGACUCGGAAAAUGGUUGCACCUUUGACGUCUGGUACAGCCGUUUCGAGGACAUCAUUACGCAGGAUGGUGCCACUCUCGACGAGGUAGCAAAGGCACGCCUCAUUGUGUCGAAGCUCCAUGCACCUGCCUACGCUCGCUUCACCAACCAUAUCCUUCCAAGGAAAGCAGCCGAGAUUUCACUGGCGGAGACUGUGAAGACGCUACAGGAACUGUUCGGGCACAACACAUCAGUCUUCGCCCGCCGUUACGCCUACCUGAAAACCCAGUGCAACGGUGAAAGCCUCCGCGACUACACUGGGCUAGUGAAUCGACGUCAUGAAAUGGCCGAGUUCAACGCCAUUACCGCCGAACAAAUGAAGUGCCUCGUCUGGAUCUGUGGCUNCCGACAUUCGUACUCACGCUCUACGCAAGCUGGAGAAUAAUCCUGAAACUACGUUAAGGGAGCUCAGCGCUUAAAUUCAGCAACUUCUAGAUAUUCGACAGGACGCCAAGCUUAUGUGCAGCCCACCGUCACCAGCUGCACCCCCAUCCGAAAUCAACGCGGUGGAGGCUAAGAAGGGUCAAAACAAAGAACCACCUUCGCCAUAAUUCCGCUGUGGAGGACUCCACUGGGCGAAGGAAUGCGACUUCAUCGAAAAACUCUGUCACGCAUGCUAGCGUCUCGGACACAAGAAGGGAUUCUGCAAGAAUUUUAACAAGAAGGGGACAUCUAACCUGAACAAAAAGCGAAAAAGGGCCAACCAAGUCGUCAUCGCCGCUUCCGCCACCGCCAGGAUAGCUCCAAUCAGACGCAUCUACCGGACCGUCGAGGUCAAUGGAGUCUCCACACGCAUACGCCUAGAUACACGCGCAGACGUCACACUCCUAAGUCACACGGACUGGAUCGCAGUAGGCUGUCCGAAGUUGCUGCCGCCGCUAUUCAAGCUAAAAUCCGCAAACAACAAGGAAAUCAAUGUUCGCGGCUACUUCAAGCGCAUAUUCGCCAUUGACGGACGCCAAGGGAGUGGAACCUGUCAUGUGGCCGACACCACUUCGCUACUGGGACUCGACUGGAUCGCACAGGUCGAGCCGCCCUUCGAUCGCCUCAUUGGAAGUAUUAGGUACAGUGCCAUAUCCGACUGUACACUGGCUACUGUACGAUCGUCCCUUACCACACGGCUCCGGAAAGAGUUUGCUGCUGUAUUCGCCCCAGGACUGAGGUGCUGCACAAAAACACAAGCUUCGCUCAAGCUCAAGUCGGACGCGACCCCUGUCUUCCGGAAAGCUCGUCCGGUUCCAUACGCUGCUCAGCCAAGGAUCAGCCAAGAAAUCGAUCGCCUGGUAGCUGA